GAGUUACUUGUUUGGCCACCUUCUUCGAUUUCACCAGGAGUUCCCCGGACGUCUCAGCGUAGCAGCUUGCCGCUGCCAGGUGCAGCUCCAGUCAUGACAGAAUGUGCACCACGCUAUCAAGCGCAGCAGUGCUUCGGCGGAUGGACAUCAGGCAAACGGAGAAAAAGAGCUAGGACACAGCUGCAUAACAAUUUCAACAAGGACAUUAUACUACUCCCCGAUCCAUCAUGGGGAAUAGUGUGCAAACAAGGUGCAAAACUACGGCUACACAAACAUGGCCACAUCCUCAGUGCCUUUGAAUUCCAGAAGGCCUGGGACCACCAGACUGUAGUAGAACGCAUCAGGGAUGGCUUUGGUGAGCACAUUCCGGAGGAUGUCAGCAUCCAGUUACUAAUGGCUUGUGGCAAUAAACUGGUCGCCCCUAAGAUCCAGGAGGGUCAGGAGCUGAAUGGGAUGUUAAUCCAUAAGGCUUAUAGAACCAAAGCCCUGUAUGUGAGACCAUCAAGGAACCUUUUAACUGACUCGGAUGAAGAAAAUGAACUCUCCCACGUCACUACCUCACCAACGUCAAGCAUGCGUGCAAAUGCUGAGGACAGUGAGGAUGAUGUUCCUGUAGUUGUUGGUCCGCAAAUCCACACAGGCAUGCACAGCCAUGGCACCACAAGGGCUGGUACAAGUUUCAGCAGUCAUGCAAAUAGCCAUAGAGAUUCCAACCCCACCAGCACUGAUUUUGAAAACAGCUCUGGCCCAAAUCACGCCGCAAGCAGUGCUGUGAUGAGACCCAGAGCAAUGGAAGGGAGUGAUGGCAACCGUGGCAGUAGUGGUCUUGAUGAAGACUACUCUUCAUAUUUAUCACUCGUGGCUACCUUUCCUGACGACUCUUCAGAUGAUGAAGAUUUAAACCAGGCAAUAAUUGCCAGUAUGGCCAGUCAAAUUGCAGAAAAGGUCCCGGUUGAGGAGAUACUGCUGGAACUGUCGAGCAAAAUUAGCUCAACACAGCGGUGUAAAUUUAAUAUAAAUCGCUCUGCUGUCUGGGAGGGAGCCAUACGGGGCUUCCAAAGGGUAUCUUAUGACCCCAACUUCAUGAUCUUUGUCAAGUUCUCAGAUGAUAUGGGGAAGUUUGAGGAAGGGAUUGAUUUAGGAGGGCCAAGGAGGGAAUUCUUCAUGCUGCUCAUGGAGACCAUUACCAGGUCACGCAUGUUUGAGGGAAAAGAGAACAGCAAGAACUUGGCUCUAGACAGUACUGCUCUAAGAGAGGACUGGUACUACACAGCUGGCAGAGCCAUUGCAGUAAGCUUGGUACAUGGCGGUCCACCACCAAACUUCCUCUCACCAACACUUUUCUCUCAGCUGGUUGAUGGUUCAGCAAAUCCUGUCCUGGAAGACAUAGCUGACAUGGAAGUCUUGGAAAAAGCCAAAAAAGUAUCUGAAAGUACAACCCUUGAGGACCUUGAGGAGUCUAUGGCACCUAUGCUUGACUACUUGGCCAAUGCAGGAUGUCUGAGGCCUAUGCGGUCCAUAAGAGACAGGGAUCUGCUAGUAGAGGACAUUGUCAUGUUUCAGGUCGUCCAUAGGGUGCAAGGUCCAUUUCAAAGAUUCUGUGAAGGCCUCAAAACACUUGGGGUUCUGGAGAAAAUUAGAGAGCAUCCAGACAGCUUUCGCCCCCUGUUCUGCUUUCAGCCAAACAUACUGACUGCCGACCAGGUGGAAGACCUUUUUACCAUUCAUCUGUCUCCGAAAGGGAGCAACAACAGAAUUGCUGAGGAGAGAGUUGUUGCCUUCUGGAGAGACUAUCUCCAGGAUGCAGAAGAAGAAGAAGGGCCAUCCAAACUACAGAAGAUAUUGGCCUUUGCAACUGGAGCGUCUGUGGUACCACCUAUUGGCUUUUCUCCAGCUCCCUCUGUCCAGUUCAUUCACAAAGAAGAUGACAACUUCUCCUCUACACCAAUGUUCCCGAUGAGCAACACAUGUGUUAACUGCAUCAAGUUGCCACUACAUGUGUCAUAUCAUCUGUUUAAGGAGAAGUUUGACUUUGCACUAGGAAACGCAUAUGGGUUUGGCAGGGCAUGAAUGUCCGUCAGUGUGUCUUUGAAAAAAGUUUUUAGUUCCAUUUCUGAAGAUGAUAUUGCCAUUUGUGACCAUUUUUUUUGAGUGAGCAUCAUCUCAUGUUGCAUUUUAUGUUCCAGUUUUAAAACCAGUUGAAAAAACGUUGACCUUUAUUUAACAUGUCUCGUUAUAUAGUUUCAUGGUAGGCCUACUGUUCAACAAAGUAACAGCCUAGUUGUGCAGCCUAGUUACAUUGUGCUGCCAGCAUUAACUUCAUAAUAUUAAUUAAUGGAACAAAUUUAGAAGUGAGGAAAAAACAUUUAUCUCAUGGUUCCCAUCAUUUUCAAGUGGAUUCACCUGUUGAAUAAAGUUCAUUGUGGUCUCAUUAAUGGUUACGUCAUUGUCUGGAAUAAUUACAUUAUUGUUGGUUUGAAGUUCAGGCAAUGGCCCUUCUUCAUCAAUACCAUAAUGGUUAUCAACAUCAAAGAUGUCAUUUACAACUGGAUGAAUUCCUACGCUGUUUAUGACCCCAGUGUUGGAUGUUAAGGCGUCUUAUUUUUUGAAACGCGACCAAUUUAAGGUCUUCACUCUACAUGGAUAGUAGGGUCACAAGUUGAUUGAUUUGGCUGCCUUUCGUGUUUUCAGGAAGAAUUUAUAGUUUUUCUACUACUGCAGAGAAUUUCUCUGUGGGUCUACGGCACAACGGAAUGGAAUCCGACCGUACUAUUAUUUUCCCCCACAGUGGUAUGAGUCCGAAUCCCGUAAUGUAUCAUAUUUUAAGCAAUCAUUUUCCAUUUAUUUCGGCUUAAAACGGUUCUGCGUGACAAGUUCCUUCCAACUGGUUUCACCAGUUGUUACGAGAUCUUUUCAGUUGUUCGAGUGAAGAUGUUUCAGUUGUGUAUGUAAAAGCUUUCACUUGUGUAUGUGUGAGGUUUUCAGUAUAGUAUGUGAAUGGUUUCAUGUGUGUGUGUGAGAGGACAUUUCAGUGUAAACGGAAGGCAUUUCAGUGUAAACGGAAGGCGUUUCAGUGAAAACGGAAGGCGUUUCAGUGAAAACGGAAGACAUUUCGGUGAAAACGGAAGACGUUUCAGUUGAAACGGAAGGUGGUUGAAAAGAAAAAGCGCGUAAUUCAGACAAA
Messenger RNA from Gadus chalcogrammus (walleye pollock), 3184 nucleotides. It is a transcript of the gene eva1aa, whose product is annotated as G2/M phase-specific E3 ubiquitin-protein ligase. The transcript has 10 exons. Lineage: Eukaryota; Metazoa; Chordata; Actinopteri; Gadiformes; Gadidae. Bases 94 to 2070 code for a protein of 658 amino acids. The record is from RefSeq and is a predicted model, not a curated record. Gene Ontology annotation, cellular component: nucleus. Gene Ontology annotation, molecular function: ubiquitin-protein transferase activity; carbohydrate binding.